Messenger RNA from Pyricularia pennisetigena, 246 nucleotides. RefSeq lists its product as uncharacterized. The record is from RefSeq and is a predicted model, not a curated record. The transcript has a single exon. Lineage: Eukaryota; Fungi; Ascomycota; Sordariomycetes; Magnaporthales; Pyriculariaceae. Bases 1 to 246 code for a protein of 81 amino acids.
AUGGGGUAUCAGAAUGUAUGUGUGUUUGGUGUAGUAAUCAAUGAUAGGCAAGGAGACUGUGCGGCGCUAAGUACCCAGAGGGCUAAAGGUGUCCCCAAGACCGGCUCAAAAUUGACUUUGCCGUCGUAUCAAGCCGGCCUCGGCCUACUUCCGCGGCGGCGCCGUCCAACGAGCGACCUAUCGCGCGGAUCCGAACUAUCGGUGCAUGGUAGGAUACAGUCAGCCUUGGUCGAGUGUCUGAGUUGA